Sitodiplosis mosellana (orange wheat blossom midge) is the source of this 861-nucleotide messenger RNA. Its product is annotated as zinc finger protein 233-like. Gene Ontology annotation, biological process: regulation of transcription by RNA polymerase II. The transcript is spliced from 2 exons. Gene Ontology annotation, molecular function: DNA-binding transcription factor activity, RNA polymerase II-specific; RNA polymerase II cis-regulatory region sequence-specific DNA binding. Lineage: Eukaryota; Metazoa; Arthropoda; Insecta; Diptera; Cecidomyiidae. The record is from RefSeq and is a predicted model, not a curated record. The annotation marks the transcript as partial.
AUUUUAGAGUAAAAAUAAUUUCGACCAAGCAUUUAUUUUCCAUUUCUGCAUAAUUUUUUGGAUUAAAUUGAACAAAUAACCUCAUUGUGGGGCUGUGCUUUAAAAACAGCACAUUCUGAUUGAACAAGUCUAUACGGCAUUGGAUUUUGGAAUGAUGAACAACCAACACGGAAGUGAGCACGUUCCACUCAAAACGAAACCAAAUGCUACUCGCACUGAGGCUAUGGAAAGGGUGUCCGAUGUCGUUGAAAUAAAGAAGGAGCCAAUGGUCAAGGAGGAACCAGAAGAUCAUGGCGAAGUAUCUAUGGUAUCGGUGCCACGAUCAAGCUACACUGGCUCUACAGUUGAAUUCGAUGUCGAAAGAGCAAACAACGAGCUGAGCAUCGAAGAUUUGUAUUCAACGCAUGCCAAACUGGAGCUCAAAGCAGAAGCUGAAGCCGAUAGCAAGGUUGAAUCGACGCAAAAAGGAAGCAAGCAAGCAGGUGGAAAUGACACUUCGAAGGGAAACACUGCGAAGAAGCAACAGGCGAAGAAAGGUAGUGCGGCGAGGCCAAGGUCAUCGGUUGGAAAGUCGAAGAAAGGGGAAAUUGGAUUGAAAGGCAGAGCCAAAGCGUUGAUCAAUGCUGCGCAUAGAAAACAGUCUGCGGGAAGAAAUACCAAGAAACAGCACAAGUGCCCGACGUGUGAUUAUGUCGCAUCACGGCCAUGCAAUUUGAAGACGCAUAUGUUGACGCACACUGGCGAGAAGCCGUUCCCAUGCAAAAUCUGUGACAAACGGUUCAGAAGAAAAUACCAUCUUCAAAAACAUUUGAAAACACACACCGUUGAAUAUCCGUUCAGCUGUUCAGUUUGUCUCAAGAG